AUGCAGCCAGUGUCUGAAAUGGAGGUUGCCGCGCCAGAGGGGGAUGUCACAGGGGGGUUGUCCCGAGCCGACUGCCUCUGCCCUGUAUGCCUGGAGAUCUUCCUGGAGCCGGUAACAUUGCCGUGCGGCCACACCUUCUGCAAGCCCUGCUUCCUGGAGACGGUGGACAAGUCCAACCUGUGCUGCCCGCUGUGUCGCAAGCGGGUGUCCACGUGGGCACGGCUCAACGGCCGGAACAAGACGCUAGUCAACGAUGAGCUGUGGCGGCGGGUGCAGGUGGAGUUCCCCAUGCAGUGCCAACGCAGGCUCAGUGGACAGGAGGAGGUUGAAAACAGUUAAGUGACUGACACACUGUCUGUGUUUUCCAUUUAACAUUAAUUUAACAUGAAGUGACUUCCAAAUGGCCUGUGUACUUUAGUACAGCUGUGUUGGGUAUGCUUUGAGGUAAUUACGGGUCCACACAGCACCUUGGAAUCAGACAAAUGUAUUUAUUCUCACUGUUGUGGGUUAAGCAAGGUCUGUUGACCUGCCGUUUCCCUCUGCCUCCAGUAUCUGUCCCCGGACCCAAAGUCAGUCUGCCUGGAGAGGUACGGAGAGAGUACGAGGAUCAAAUCAGCAAGGUGAACUCUUAGGGUACAUUAUACCUAGGGUCCUGAGUUUUUCCUGACCACGUAACGUGACCAGGAAAAACUCUGGGCCAUACUUAUAAUGCAAGUUUACAUUUUACUACACUCUUCAGUCACAAUUGACAUGACCUCUGACCCUUUUCCAGCUAUUAGAGGAGAAGCGUGCCCUGGAGGAGGCAGAGAAGAAAGCAAGUGAGGAGUACAUCCAGUGCCUCCUCGCAGAAGAGAGCCUGGCGGAGGAGAGAAAGAGGCACGAGGAGAAGCAGCUGGAGAAUGACGAGAAGCUGGCCAGACUGCUCUGCCAGGAGCUGGUGGGUUUCCCUCAUUUAUAUAGGCACACAGACCAGUUUCACUUUUUCAUAAGAACAUAGUUUAUUGCUGACAAUAGGCAAAUUGCAGUAUAGUAGCAGAUCAGGUUUACAGGUUGUAUAGGUAAAGUGCUUGGUGCAAUUAGUGUUCUAAUCUUAGAAGCUUGCAUUAGCUUUUCAGGUCAGUGACAUGGGCCAAAUCUGAAACCAAAAACAGAACACAAUGUCAGAAAAACAGCAUAGCCUACAAUGCACGGUUCAAACUUUGAAAUGCAUUUGCUUACAAAUGUUGGGGGUAACGCAGUACAGUAAUAAUAUUACUUUUUGCAGUAACGAGUAAUAUAAUGGAGUACUGUUCCAAUUUGAGUAAUAAUAUUACAUUUACUGAUUAAAUAUAUUUUUUAAAGGUUGUCGUUGCUUUUGUUAUCAUUCCCUUCCUAUUAGUUAUUUAUCCAAAUAAAUAUUUGUAUUUCCCCCUCUGUCCUCGUAAUAUUGAAAAAACACAACUUCCAAUCUCUUGAAGCACCUGCAAAGUCAACAGUAGUGCACUGGGCCUUUACUAGUCCUUUAUUAGCAGACCAAUAUAGCUACUGUAGUACGGGCAAAACAUUUAUUAUCAACAAUAAAGACUGCAAACGUAAUAUCCGCGUAACUCCUGGUAUACAGUGGGGGAAAAAAAGUAUUUAGUCAGCCACCAAUUGUGCAAGUUCUCCCACUUAAAAAGAUGAGAGAGGCCUGUAAUUUUCAUCAUAGGUACACGUCAACUAUGACAGACAAAUUGAGAAAAAAAAUCCAGAAAAUCACAUUGUAGGAUUUUUAAUGAAUUUAUUUGCAAAUUAUGGUGGAAAAUAAGUAUUUGGUCACCUACAAACAAGCAAGAUUUCUGGCUCUCACAUACCUGUAACUUCUUCUUUAAGAGGCUCCUCUGUCCUCCACUCGUUACCUGUAUUAAUGGCACCUGUUUGAACUUGUUAUCAGUAUAAAAGACACCUGUCCACAACCUCAAACAGUCACACUCCAAACUCCACUAUGGCCAAGACCAAAGAGCUGUCAAAGGACACCAGAAACAAAAUUGUAGACCUGCACCAGGCUGGGAAGACUGAAUCUGCAAUAGGUAAGCAGCUUGGUUUGAAGAAAUCAACUGUGGGAGCAAUUAUUAGGAAAUAGAAGACAUACAAGAUCACUGAUAAUCUCCCUCGAUCUGGGGCGCCACGCAAGAUCUCACCCCGUGGGGUCAAAAUGAUCACAAGAACGGUGAGCAAAAAUCCCAGAACCACACGGGGGGACCUAGUGAAUGACCUGCAGAGAGCUGGGACCAAAGUAACAAAGCCUACCAUCAGUAACACACUACGCCGCCAGGGACUCAAAUCCUGCAGUGCCAGACGUGUCCCCCUGCUUAAGCCAGUACAUGUCCAGGCCCAUCUGAAGUUUGCUAGAGUGCAUUUGGAUGAUCCAGAAGAGGAUUGGGAGAAUGUCAUAUGGUCAGAUGAAACCAAAAUAUAACUUUUUGGUAAAAACUCAACUCGACAAAGAAUGCUGAGUUGCAUCCAAAGAACACCAUACCUACUGUGAAGCAUGGGGGUGGAAACAUCAUGCUUUGGGGCUGUUUUUCUGCAAAGGGACCAGGACGACUGAUCCGUGUAAAGGAAAGAAUGAAUGGGGCCAUGUAUCGUGAGAUUUUGUGUGAAAACCUCCUUCCAUCAGCAAGGGCAUUGAAGAUGAAACGUGGCUGGGUCUUUCAGCAUGACAAUGAUCCCAAACACACCGCCCGGGCAACGAGUGGCUUUGUAAGAAGCAUUUCAAGGUCCUGGAGUGGCCUAGCCAGUCUCCAGAUCUCAACCCCAUAGAACAUUUUUGGAGGGAGUUGAAAGUCCGUGUUGCCCAGCGACAGCCCCAAAACAUCACUGCUCUAGAGGAGAUCUGCAUGGAGGAAUGGGCCAAAAUACCAGCAACAGUGUGUGAAAACCUUGUGAAGACUUACAGAAAACGUUUGACCUGUGUCAUUGCCAACAAAGGGUAUAUAACAAAGUAUUGAGAAACUUUUGUUAUUGACCAAAUACUUAUUUUCCACCAUAAUUUGCAAAUAAAUUCAUUAAAAAUCCUACAAUGUGAUUUUCUGGAGAAAAAAAUUAUUCAUAGUUGACGUGUACCUAUGAUGAACAUUACAGGCCUCUCUCAUCUUUUUAAGUGGGAGAACUUGCACAAUUGGUGGCUGACUAAAUACUUUUUUCCCCACUGUAUGCACCCCACACGGAAGGACUCAAAAGGGAUGGUUACAUAUAGACUUCUCUCUUACAUUAGGGAAAGGGAGAUACCUUGUCAGUGGUACAACUGAAUGCAUUCAACUGAAAUGUGUCUAACACAUUUAACCAAACCCCUCUAAAUCAGAGAGGUGCUGGGGGCUAACUUAAUUAACAUCCACCAUUAGACCAUCAAUUAAUGUUCCUUUCCUCAAUUUCUUUAGUAAUUAUUUUAUCAACAAAUGACCUCACAAUUUAUGGAGUCUACGAUAUUGUGAGGGAAUGUAAGACAACCAAUCCGAGAGGAAAAUUAUGAACUUGCGUGUACUGUACAACUUGCUGAAAACGUUAUUUGCAAACCUGUAAAAUGUCCCUUAAUGUCCUCUUCUCAAAAAUGUAUACAAAGGGUGGUUCUAAUCCUGAAUGCUGAUUUGGUUAAAACCGCGUUCUAGUCGGUAUCUAUUCCACAAGUUACCAACAGCUAAAUCUAUGACGUUAAAAUGCCUAUUUACUCUGUUCCAUCUGACUGCGCAAUCCACUGUCUCAUCAGCCCAGCCAGGCACUUUAUAAACUUGAUCUCCACUAUAAAAAGCUUCUAGACAUUAUCUCACAUUUCUUUUAGACUAGCAUUUCAUUUUCAACAGCGGAGAUUUGUAUAAACCUUUGUAUAAACCUCAAUUUUCAAAUUCGAUCUCCAGCUGUCCCAUUGUAAUGAACGUGUCGGGACGAGACAGACAGGCAGGCAGUGUUUCUCAGCCAGUCAAAAUCAUGAAUCACCUGGCAUCAUUUUUAUGGAUAAAUACAAAGAAAUGUCAAUUGAAAAAAGGUAAAACGAAACAAUGUGCAGCUAGUUUGCAGUCUUUCCAGCUUCAGUUUGAAGUAACUGUGUUAGCUGUGUUGUUGGCUAGCUCCUCUGAACAACCGUGUCCUGACGAGAGAGCACAUCUUCUAUGCCAGGCAAAAUUGCGAAUCAUUAGCUCAUUGUUAUGGAUGUAUCCAAAUAAAUGUCACUGGAAAACAGCUUAAACAAAUGCAAAUGCAGCUACUGUAAGUUAGCCUUAGUUGGCUAGCUAGCAUGCAAGGAAUAAGAACGUUGCCAGCCAAUAUGGCAAUGGAACAUUUAGAACGAACGACUGGGUCGCGUCCAUAGAUACAGAACAAAAAGACUGAACGACUGGGUCGUGUCUCUGGCAACCGAACCGAUAGAACAAACGACCAGCCGGCUUGGGUAGCAACCCUAGAUUUGUGUCGGGACUAUAUCUUGUGGAAGGAUUAAAUAUUAUGAAUACAUUCAUCAAAAUAACGUUUUUAAUUAAAAUAUGUCAAUCUUUAUUUGAAUAUGUUGGUAACCCGUAACUUCGUCUCGGGCCUAACAACACCCAUGCUUCUCAGGCAUUAUAUCCUGGUAAGGUAGUUGAUUGCUGUUUUAAAAUAAGGAAAUAUGGGUGGGUGGCACUAUGUAUUGGGAUUGAAUCACUGUAUUAAAACAUUUUUUUCCCUUCUUUUCAGAAUCCAAGACCUAUCUCUGAGUCACAGAAGAACACGUGGACGAAUGACAUCACCCCAGCAAAGAAGAAACAGAACGCCAAUGCUGGAGAUAUAGAGAAGUGAGUCCCCUUCCGUGGUCAGACUUGCACUGUGGUCCAAUUCUCUCCUCUUCUCCCAGAAGUGUGCACUCAUUCACUUGUGUAUUUAAAAAGAUUGGUGGUGUAAGGAAAAUGGUGGAAGUGAACAAGUGCACACUUCUGAGAGAAGGGUAGAGAAUCAAAGUGCAAACCUAAAUAGAAACCUUGCAAAGUGUGGAAGGUGUGCUGAUGGCGCAAACGGGCAGAUAAGUAACUUAAUUAAAUACAGUGCAUUCGGAAAGUAUUCAGACACCUUGACUUUUUCCACAUUUUGUUACGUUACAGACUUAUUCUAAAAUUGAUGGAAUUGUUUUUUUUCCCUCAUUAAUCUACAACCGCAUAAUGACAAAGCAAAAACAGUUUUUUAGAAAUGUUUGCACAUUUAUAAAAAUAAAAAAACGUUCACAUUUACAUAAGUAUUCAGACGCUUUACUCAGUACUUUGUUGAAGCACCUUUGGCAGCGAUUACAGCCUCGAGUCUUCUUUGGUAUGACGCCACAAGCUUGGCACACCUAUAUUUGGGGAGUUUAUCCCAUUCGUCUCUGCAGAUCCUCUAAAGCUCUGUCAGGUUGGAUGGGGAGCGUCGCUGCACAGCUAUUUUCAGGUCUCUCCAGAGAUGUUCGAUCGGGUUCAAGUCCGGGAUCUAGCUGGGCCACUCAAGGACAUUCAGAGACUUGUCCCAAAGCCUUUCCUGCGUUGUCUUGGCUGUGUGCUUAGGGAUGUUGUCCUGCUGGAAGGUGAACCUUCACCCCAGUCUGAGGUCCUGAGUGCUCUGGAGCAGGUUGUCAUCAAGGAUCUCUCUGUUAUUUGCUCCGUUCAUCUUUCCCUCGAUCCUGACUAGUCUCCCAAUCCCUGCUGCUGAAAAACAUCCCCACAGCAUGAUGCUGCCUCCACCAUGCUUCACCGUAGGGAUGGUGCCAGGUUUCCUCCAGACGUGACGCUUGGCAUUCAGGCCAAAUAGUUAAAUCUUGGUUUCAUCAGACCAGAUAAUCUUUCUUAUGGUCUGAGAGUCCUUUAGGUGUCUUUUGGCAAACUCCAAGAAGGCUGUCGUGCCUUUUACUUAGGAGUGGCUUCUGUCUGGCCACUCUACCAUAAAGGCCUGAUUGGUGGAGUGCUGCAGAGAUGGUUGUCCUUCUGGAAGUUUCUCCGAUCUCCACAGAGGAGCUCUGUCAGAGUGACCAUCGGGUUCUUGAUCGCCUCCCUGACCAAGGCCCUUCUCCCCCGAUUGCUCAGUUUGGCCAGCUCUAGGAAGAGUCUUGGUGGUUCCAAACUUCUUCCAUUUAAAAAUGGAGGCCAUUUUGGGGACCUUCAAUGCUGCAGAAAUGUUUUGGUACCCUUCCCCAGAUCUGUGCCUCGACACAAUCCUGUCUCGGAGCUCUACGGACAAUUCCUUCGACCACAUGGCUUGGUUUUUGCUCUGAAUGCACUGUCAACUGUGGGACCUUAUAUAGACAGGUGUGUGCCUUUCCAAAUAAUGUCCAAUCAAUUGAAUUUACCACAGGUGGUCUCCAAUCAAGUUGUAGAAACAGUUUCAAGGAUGAUCAAGGAAAACAGGAUGCACCCGAGCUCAAUUUCGAGUCUCAUAGCAAAGGGUCUGAAUACUUAUGUAAAUAAGGUAUUUCUGUUUUGUUUUUUUAUACAUUUGCAAACAUUUCUAAAAACCAGUUUUUGCUUCGUCAUUAUGGGGUAUUUAAUCUAUUUCAGAAUAAGGCUGUAACGUAACAAAAUGUGGAAAAAUGGAAGGGGUCUGAAUACAUUCCGAAUGCACUGUAUAUUACUGGGGAGUGUUCUGACAAAUAAUUUUGUUUCCAGAUUCUUAUCCCCUAUUCCACGAAGACACGGCAGCAACUCCGAGACUAGUCCCACCUCCAGCUUCAUGGCUAACAAGGUUGGUCUCUGUCACUCAAAUGCUCAUGCAAUCAGCAUUUACUGAAAAACUUGCUUUCUGAAUCCACAUACACCUAACAUGUGACUGAUAAACAUUAUGUAUCUAAAGAGCCUAAACAGACUUUUGCCUUUGGCCAUUGGUCUUGAGCCAAAAGGGGUCCCGUAAAUGGACGGAAAUAUUGUCCAGAAAUGACCUAAUUUGGAAUACCCCUCCCCACACCCAAGCAAAUAGUGUUUGCUUAAAAGGAUUGGUUUUUGUGGUUUUAUGAGGGGGGAGGGGGGGGGGGGGGGGGGGGGGAUAUAUGGCAAAUUGAAAUCCAAUAUGGAUGGUGUUAAGAGAUAGAUGAGAGGUGUUGAAUGGAGCUGAAGGAUGGGACUAAUAACAACUAACAACAACUAAUAACAACGAGAUAACUAAUGUAAAGCAUACUGUGCCCAUAAUAAGUAUAUAGGUUAUAGGUUGAGAGCUUUUGUGAAAGAGCACAGUUAGAAAGAUAUGGCAUAUAGAAGCAAACCGGAUGGACAUCAUGAAAAUGAUCGGAGAGGUUGAGGGUAGAGGAAGUUCAGGAGUAAAAACAAACAAAAAAGAAUAAUUGUAAAAUUGACUGUGUCCAUAAAAUGUAUAUAGUAUGGAUAAGCUGGAAGUAGAGGCCUAAGCAUAGUUGUUUACUAGUUUACUCCAAUUAGGGAAGGGGUGGUGGCGUUGGAAAGUAAUAAAGGGGAAAUGAUAUGUGUAUAUAUAUGUAUGUAUGUAUGUAUGUAUAUGUGUAUAUAUUUGAAUUUAACAAACAAAAAACAAAAGCAAAUAUAUAUAAAAUUAACUUUGAUAUUGUAUCUUUAACUUCUGUUUACUUUUGUGUCCGAUUGAAGGAGAACAUCUUGCACUCGGAGAGGGAGCCUUGGUCUUCCAAAGACUUCUACCCGGAGAGCUGCCAGACGCCGUGUCAGGCCUCAACGUCAUCAGAGGCGUACCAUCUGACCGACCCCUCGGGAACUUCCCUGGCACGCACACCCCUCCACGGCACCCCGAGGAGAGGAGUGACCUCGGCCAAGAGGAAGAGCAGUGACAUUGAGGAGCCAAACAAAGGGGAAGUAGACGUUGUCAGUAAGCGGCUCUGUCCUUCCUCCUCAUCAUCCUUCCUCUAUCUGCAGCGUGGAGAGGUGGUCCUAGUAGGCCUAGGGGAGAAGGCCCCGCUGCUCCAGGAGCUGGCCCAGAGAGAAGAGAUGCUGUUCAGCCGCUUGCAACAGGAGCAGGAGGACCGGCAGCUGGCUUUCCAGCUGCAGAGGCAGCUGAACCGUGAGGAGGCCGUCCUCGCAGUAGACCGCAGCAAGGGCUCCAGUGACCAGUACCAGCUCCGCCAGAAACCUGCCUCCAGUUCUGGCUCCAGGUCAGAGGGGAGUGGUCAUAGCAGGGGGCGCUCACGCUCCUCCACCUCCAAAGAGGACAGGAACACAGUGGAAAGGAGGCGGUUGUCUGGGCCCUCAUCUACCACCAAUCAGGGGGAAAUUAGCUCCACCAUCUCCAGCGCUGCUGCCACACCCUCCAACCCACUGGAGAGGGGGCAGUAA
This is a messenger RNA of Coregonus sp. 'balchen', 8255 nucleotides long. The record is from the annotation of a GenBank genome assembly. Lineage: Eukaryota; Metazoa; Chordata; Actinopteri; Salmoniformes; Salmonidae.